GCGGAGCGCCUGAUGAGAAUAAAGGUGCCGUUGAUGGUAGUGAAAGUGGUGAAAAUGUUAGUUCAGAAUACAGUGAUAGUGAGGACGAAUACUAUGAUUAUGACGGCGGAGUAGAAUACUACGAUGGUAGUAACGAACCUAAAAUGGAAUUACCUGAGGACUGUGUAUCAUUGAAAUAUUUAAAACUCAAACGAAUUUGUGAUGGUCUUUAUCCAGCAAUUUUAGCCGAAAACUACGAGGAUAUACUCGCAGAUAUGAACGAACCAUUCGCUGUAUUUCAAUUUCCAUAUGAGGACACAAAUCGCUACUUCUUGACUUUUCAACACAAUGUUCCAAUGAAUCCGGUGAGACCAAAGAUAUACUCAUGAAGCGCGGCAUCAUGCGUUGUAUGCGUUAUGAGUCCGAUGCGAUUGAUUUACUAUUGGGAAUGUGUUCGAAGCAAUUAAAUGAAAGCUCUGUAUUCACUGCUUUGCAUUAUUCCCAAUUAUUAACGAUACCGCGAAGCGCAGGUGGCAAAGAGGAACUGCGAAUGGAGUGGUGUUUACAUGUGGGAUUUGUGACGUUGUGAUUUGCUUGAAUUGACACGUGUGCCGCUAAUACUCCACGCUUUGACCUUCAAAAGGUGGAUCGCCCUUUAUGCUCAAUUAAAAUCGAACUCAUCAGCAAGGACUCUCAACUAACCGACAGCUGUCAAAACUGUGUAUAACAGCUCCCAUCGAACGCAUCACUCUCCCGUAAACAACGCUUACGCUCGUGUGCGUAAACCACUUUAAUCAUUGCUGCCCUUAGCACCGUCACCAUUUCCACCAUCAGCACCAUUGAGCACCCGGCAGCGUCCGACUCCGCCUCCACUUCCGCCUCCACCUCUGCUGCCGCUCCAACCGCUGCAAUGCGUCGCUCCUCAUUUACGCCCGUCUUCAGUUUGAGCACUCAAGAGCCGCUCAUUGUUGUGGAGGAGACAAAUACCGUUGAGGAUGGCGAGGAUGCGGAGGGUGCCGCCGGUGGUGCUGAUACCGCAGCAGCAACACGCAAGUCCACCAGCGACGAUUCUGAUCCCGACUCGCCCGUCAAUCCAUAUUUGUUAUGCCCAUUUCCGGACAUGCAACAGCGACGCAAACACUCUUUGCCAUCACUGCAAAUCACCGAGGGUAUAACAGCCAGUCAGGUGCGCCGCUUGUCGGAGGUGGGCGGAGAGAAUGGUGGGCUUAGUCCGAAGGAAGUCGAGUUUCUGGCAACAUUGUCGCAGAAAGCAAAUCCCGCCGCGGGUGGCCGCAGACAUUCGGUUGUUACAAUUUCUGCCGUGCCACCGACAUUGUUUGGUCGCAAUCGACGGGAGUCGCUAACAGGCAUGCCGCUCAGCGGUGGCAGUCGACGUGGUAGCAUUAUUCAAGGACCACCACUAACCGAUCAUCGAGGCAGUAUUCAUAAUUUACAGCUGGACAUCAUGGAUGGCAUUGUGCAGACACGAAAACGUGCCGGCAGUGGUGUGUGGACGGCACCAGUACUGCAGGAGACCGAGAAUAAUGUGCCAGUGCAAACAUAAAUUAUAACAACGUCCCCCUACCCCACCAAUCGGCCCACUACCAUCAUACUAAAAACUAAUAACAUCAUCGACAUCAACGGCAGCAACAGCAGCAACAACAAGAGCAACAAGAAAGAUGAAAAAAAUGUUAGUCAAAUUAGCAGCAGCAGCAGCAACACAAUUAAGCAGAAGUGCAGCGGCAAUAGCAAAAAGCAAAACUCAGUAACGGGCAGUUUGGAGGGUGCAACAGCUGAAACAACAACAGCAGCGACAACGGCAACACCAGCAACUGGUAAUGGACCAUCAACAUCAUGGCACAGCAAUUUAGUUUCACGUUUCGGCGCAUUGCUCUGUUGGCAAUCGCUGGACUGUUGAAGCGGCGGCAAAGCGGCGAAGAAGUGACUUGUGUGCGACUCCAGCAGUGUAACAGCGAGAGAUUGUGGCGCACACAUUGCGAUGUGUGGCAAGUAUGGUGGCUCUGCCGGUGGUCGAUUUAGAAGUCAACCGAACAGCGAUGACCAACCGGAAAUGUCAACAGUGCACAGCGUGAGUCAACAAUACGGUCUAGCUCAAUUUGGUAGCAACAUGUGGAUGCAAUCAUCAACAUUUCCGUAUUCCCAACUGGCAUGAGUCAAGAAAUCGCCACACACACACGCACACGCGCGAGAGUCACAAGUCCAUCGAUUUGCUAGUUAUUUGUGCAGGCACAUAUGCGUUUAAUGGCAACCGCAUUGGCGCUGUGCCGUCAUAAACUUGCCAAAGGUCAGCCGUGGGGGGACGUUGGAGAGAAAAAGAAAUUACUUUAUAUUUUCAGUUUACUCGAUUUCUAUUGUUUGAAAUGUAAAGAAUGGUGUAUAAUCAGAGCUCGAAUGAUUACUGGACAAUUCUCGUACAUAUUCGAAGAGAAUACAAAAGUGAAGCGGAGAGCAAUGGGUGCAUAAGCAUGUGGAUAAUGGUCAACUUUAAUACUGCACAUUUUGAAGGGUUGGAAUAAAACAACAAAUAAUAUUAAAUACAAAUAAACUAUAACAACAACAACUGCAACAAGAGAAUCAACUCUAAUCUCCCAAAUGCACCAUGCACCAAUUAUUUACGAAGGAAUAAUUGAAAUCACUCAACAAGCAAUGGAAAUUACAAAUACACUCAUACCUAUAUAACGAUAAUCAAACCAAACAGAAAUUAACACUUUGAUGAGAUUAUAAAAAGGACAUAAUUAAUUAUUAUUAAAUCAGGAAUUGAUAAAUUAGUGGUUAAAUAUAUAUAUAAAUAUAUAUAUGUGUAUUUACAGUACUUGUGUGUGUAUAUGUUUGUAUAUUUUCGAAUUGCACCCAGCAAAUACGCUUACUUACAUAACAUACAUACAUACAUGCAUACAAACAAACAUGCAUUUGCUGUGUAUGUACUGCAGUAUGUAUGUGUAUGCGUGUUGAAUAAACAAAAAUAAGCAACGGUAUGGAUAAUAAGGAAAGUAAAAUAAUAAUCAUGUAUGAAAGUAGUAAAUACAAUUAAAUAUAAAUUAAAUAUAAACUGUA
Messenger RNA from Zeugodacus cucurbitae (melon fly), 3054 nucleotides. RefSeq lists its product as uncharacterized. Bases 890 to 1543 code for a protein of 217 amino acids. The record is from RefSeq and is a predicted model, not a curated record. NCBI's taxonomy places the organism in Eukaryota, Metazoa, Arthropoda, Insecta, Diptera, Tephritidae. The transcript is spliced from 6 exons.